AGGCCCCCUCCGAUUCCGUCACCCUCGACCCGUGGACAGCUGGGACGUGACGGGCCACGAAAUCUACAACGCCACGACGCAGCCCAACUCGUGCGUCCAGAUCAUCGACACGCUCUUCGGGGACUUCCCCGGCGCCACCAUGUGGAACCCCAACACGCCGCUCAACGAGGACUGCCUGUACGUGUCGGUGUACGCGCCCCGGCCGCGGCCCCGCAACGCCGCCGUCAUGGUCUGGGUGUUCGGCGGCGGCUUCUACUCGGGCACCUCCACCCUAGACGUGUACGACCCCAAGAUCCUGGUGUCCGAGGAGCGAGUCAUUGUGGUGAGCAUGCAGUACCGAGUGGCCUCGCUGGGCUUCCUCUUCUUCGACACGACGGACGUGCCGGGCAACGCCGGCCUCUUCGACCAGCUGAUGGCGCUGCAGUGGGUGCACGACAACAUCCACGCGUUCGGCGGCAACCCCAACAACAUCACGCUGUUCGGCGAGUCAUCCGGCGCCGUGGCCGUGAGCAUCCACCUGCUGUCGCCGCUCAGCCGCAACCUGUUCAGCCAGGCCAUCAUGGAGUCGGGCUCGCCCACCGCGCCCUGGGCCAUCAUAUCCCGCGAGGAGUCCAUCCUGCGCGGGCUGCGCCUGGCCGAGGCCGUGGGCUGCCCCAACCCGACGCGCGGCAACUUGCCGGCCGUGAUCCGUUGCCUACGCAACACGACCGCCUCCGAGCUCGUCGAGAAGGAGUGGGGCACCCUGGGCAUCUGUGAGUUCCCCUUCGUGCCCGUCAUCGACGGCUCGUUCCUCGACGAGAUGCCGCAGAAGUCGCUGGCCACGCGCAACUUCAAGAAGACCAACAUCCUGAUGGGCAGCAACACGGAGGAGGGAUACUACUUCAUCCUGUACUACCUGACGGAGCUGUUCCGCAAGGAGGAGGACGUGUACGUCAGCAGGGACGACUUCCUGAUGGCGGUGCGGGAGCUCAACCCCUACGUCAACCCAGUAGCCAGGCAGGCCAUCGUCUUCGAGUACACCGACUGGCUCAACCCGGACGACUCGACGCGCAACCGGGACGCGCUCGACAAGAUGGUGGGCGACUACCACUUCACGUGCAACGUCAACGAGUUCGCGCACCGCUACGCCGAGACGGGCAACAACGUGUACAUGUACUACUUCAAGCACCGGUCGAUCAACAACCCCUGGCCCUCGUGGACCGGCGUCAUGCACGCCGACGAGAUCAACUACGUGUUCGGCGAGGCGCUCAACCCCGCGCUCAAGUACCACCCGCUCGAGGUGGAGCUGAGCAAGCGUAUGAUGCGCUACUGGGCCAACUUCGCCAAGACCGGGAACCCGAGCAUGUCGGAGGACGGGUCCUGGACGUCCAUCUACUGGCCCGUGCACACGGCGUACGGCAGGGAGUACCUCACCCUCGACACCAACUCGACGGAGACCGGGCGGGGGCCGCGGCUCAAGCAGUGCGCCUUCUGGAAGAAGUACCUGCCCCAGCUCAUCGCUGCCACUUCCAACAUGCACAGCUCGGAGUGCUCCGGGGCCGCGGGCGCGCACCACGCCGUGCUCCCGGGCGUGCUCACGCUCGCCCUCCUGCUGGCCCGCCUGUGGGCCUGCCGCGGCCAGUGAGGCGGGAGGCACUUGAAAGGCGCGGCCACCAGCGACCUGCGCUGCGCAGCGACCACCGUACCAAACAUGUGUUCGUGCAUACGGCCCCAGACACACUACCGUACGUCACGACCGUCCUGAAAGAAAAAAGAAACUACUUUAUCUUUGGUGCUUUUAUUUCCUCGUCGUCAUCGCUACCAGAGCGUUUUUACUACAAUGUUGUUUGUUUUUCAGAAUUCUUGUUGUUCUUGUUUUGUUCAUUCUAUCCCGGUUUGUUUUGUUUCUUUCGAAAGCGGUGCUGGCGACGCACCCGGUGCAUAAUUAUUAUUAUUACUACUACUAUCAUAAGUGUUUUGGGGGACUGGGGUACCUCUUCCUUGAUGGUGUCAGGGGUUUAUGUAUAUUAUAAAUAUAAAUUAUGAUUUAUGGGGAAGCUCUGGCGGGGGGCCUCCCGCCAAGCAAGGCCUCGGCACACGCAGCUCAUUUUGCGCCCACGGUGCUGCCCCGAGAAAGGGAACAUUUUUAAACAAACUACUAAAAAAACAAAAAAAAGAGUAAUAAAAAUGUUGUUUUUUUAAAAUGAUGUAUUUUAGGCGAGGCUUUAGCACUGUCGUGUAUUUUUCCACGCAAGUCUGCGAAAAAAAAAUUGGCAGUAAGUAAAUGUUACAGCUGCUGCGCGUUUUACUAAGAAACCGCUUCACCUUCCCAAGUGAGAGGGCGCGAGCGAGCGCAAACGGCGUUGUGUGAGAGAGGGGGAGAGAAAGAGUGCGAGUGUGAGAGCGAGGGAGAUGCAAAGAGCAAAUAAGUGAGGAGAAGGGGGAAUAUGGGCGCGUUGGUAGUAGGGAGGGGAGGGGAGGGGAGGGGGGUUUAAAGGAGUGCGAACGAAGAGAAUGUGCGUGAGUCAGUUUGCAAGGUGCAUGAAAGCUGAGUGCUGUGAAGGACUGAGUGUUGUUAAUUUACUACUCUAAAAAUGUUUUAAAAACUUUAGCAUAGACGAUUUUGAUAUUGCUCAGAGCCUUGUUCUGGUCAAGGUUUUUUUUAGUUCUAUUCGAUGCUAUUUUAAAAAUGUUGACGUAUAUGUGUAAAAUUUAAUUUUAAAAUUAUAAUAUUACCUAUGAUAGUUCACGGUAACGUUGUCCUCCGCGCGCACGCAAAUCCUUCUCCGAGUUUGUUAAGGGCGCGUGGCUCCGACCCGGCAUCAUCAGCCAGCAGGGCAGCGGCGGGGGAGGCGGAGGGGGAGGGUCGCGCCGGGACGCGGGGCGGGGCGGGGCUGGGCGGUGCGGCACCGGACUGCUGGGCCUGCUGGUCUUCCCUCUGCUGCUCAAUGGCUCUGACCGGCGGAGGGGCGGCCGGCGGGGCCAAGGCCGGUGGCCGGUGUGCAUGGGCGAGCAGGUCCCCGUCAGUCCCCAGGUAGAAGGCCUCCCCCGCCAAGCCACGUCCCGCUCCGCUACGCCUCAGUAUGUCUUCCUAGAGCACGGCGUUCAGUCCCAGGCCGCGUUUAUUGCUGCCAGGACCAACGUGUGGGGAAAAUAUUACAAAUAAAAAGUAUCUCUUCCAUUCCUAUGGCCUGCAGCCACGGUAGGACGUCAUAGCCCGUCUGGGUGGAAAAUCGGGGAGUUGCUAUAGAGCCCUGAACAAUUUGUUGAUGUAUCGUCAAUCGACUUCUUUUUAAGAGGGAUGAUUCAAUUCGGAAUUUCACACGCGAGUUUUCUGGUGAUAUUAAUGACGGCAAGCUAUCUCAGAUUCGUUGAAGCGAUGCAAAGGCGACAAGGAGGCUGCGCCAGUCAAAUCUAGCACAUUUGGAAAAUGAUGUCUCUAAUUUUUCUCAGAUAUUUGGAAAAACUUAACUUUAUAUCACAACUCUAGAUUUUGACUAACAAAGGUGAAUCUCGAAGUAUCCAUCCGCAUCUCCUCAGAAACAAUUUUUCCGACACAAGCAGUCAAUUGACAGCCGUGUUUUUGUCCGCAACGCUUUUUACGGCAAUCAUUAUAAAACCCCUAAUAUUUUGGAAUAAAUUAAAGGACCAACUUCGCCGUCUAGCUUCGGCAUGAUUGCGGUACGUCUUCGGCGUGUUGUUGGAUGUAAUUGCGGUCGCGACGUCUUCCUCGGCAAUAAAGCGGGCGGGAAAAUAAUUCGAUUGUACUCAGGCCUACAAGGAGAACGGCGAUAAAAAAAAUUCUUUCCACUUACGUGUAUUUUGUUGAUGUUUGUUGUUGAUGUUGUUGUUUUUAUAUGCACGAAAAUUAUAAAUUUAUCAUGGCUUUUCGAGGUCUUUUUGCCGCAAAAGUAAGUUUUUUGGCGUCGGUAUAGGUGGAAGGCGAGACAUUGGACGGGUGUGCUAGACGUCAGACCUUACUGUGCGACAGACGGACCAGGGGACGUCUUAUAGCGUUUUACUGUUUCGUGAAGGGGCUCGAGCGUGCGAUGCCUCUCGGCCAGAGAGCGCGACUGAUUGCACACUCCCGCACCCAACAGUCCCGAACGCAUCUCACUGACACAUUUGCUGUUGUAGUGUUGCGAGAGGGAAAAGAUACAUACUUGUUUUAAAUAUAAUCCUUUAUACAUGCCAGACGCCAGGAUGUUGUUUCCUCCCGAUGAUGAGGGGGUGAGAAGAGGGUGGAAUAAAUCGAAACUUUUCUGUGAUUGACUCGAAAUCGUCCCGGUGGCGCAGAGGCGGCGUAAUCUGGAGGUCAUGGUGACUCUCGGCCUGGCCCCGGCCCCCCGGCCCCCGGCCGCCUACCGCGGUGUACGGGGUAGGCCACACCGCGAGGCGGCGCUGCAGUGCGGCGCUGCCUGUCUGGCCCCGCAGCCCGGCGCAGCCCGCGGGGGCCGCGGCUGGCAAGGCAAUUUGUUAGCUUUACCGUGACCGUUGCGCCACCGAUACGUUAUUUCGCGUCGCUCGGGGAGGGCGUCACCUUUAUCGAACUUGCUGGCGACUGGUGCUGGAAUCACAAUGUUAAGCAGUGCUUAGCAGCAAGGCUUGGUUUCGUGAAAACAUAGCCGCAGGGAGCGAUAGGCACUGCUAGGUAGUGUUAAGCAAUGUGGUAGAAGCCACGGAAACUUUUUUCUCUUUUUCUUUCUUUUCAAAAAAAUAAAUAAAUAUACAUACAUAUUUCGUUUGGGGCUGGUUACGGAGUACUGGAUAAACGACCCCUUCGUUUGAUCAUAAUGAUAACUUGUAGAGUCUGUGAAAUUGUGGUGUGUCCUUUACCUUAUUUUACUUCGUUCAUUUAUAAAAUCGACCCUUCCAGAGAAAUAUAUAUUUUGGAUGUCAGGCUCCGUCGGCCAGUGUUGAAGUGCCUCCAUCUGGGAAAGCUAGACGAAAGGAGAUGUCUGUUCAAUGUGUAAAUAGCCUUCUGCUACAACAACUACUACUAUCGUAACAACUUUACUAUUACAGCAACAUGCAAACAAUCAAUGAUGCGCAACACCUUGAUCUUUGCUGCAUUAAGAGUAUAUUUGUAUAGUUGACGAAGAAUUAGUUUCAUAGUCUAUAGUGCCACAUAUAUUCCAAUAAACAUCCAAAGUUGUUAACUCCUUACAUGAAUUAAACGCGGUAAUAAAAUCUAAUGAUUAUUCUAGUCAUGAUACCAUCAUUUGAAUUUUCCCCUCUUCAGAAUCAUCAAAAUUUAAGCAUUUCUACAUAAAACUUUGUUCAAUUCACAACCUUGUCAACAUAUCUGUUUCUUUGUUGCAAAGGAGCGCCAUACUAAUUCACAUGUCACUGAAUGACUAAUUGACACGCAUAUCAUACUAUAUAGAGUAAUUCGAUUUUGAAGGCACCUGUUUUGUUUGCUUGGGGUAUUGCCUGCUGAAUGGGUAGUAGGCAAGGGAGCGCACUGAGCUCCAGUUAGGAAAAAUGGACAUUUUUAUGUAUUAUUAAAAUAAUAAGAAAAAUGGACAUUUUUAUGUAUUAUUGAUAAGACAAACCAAAUAAAUUGCAUAAAAAAAUCUUGAAA
Molecule: messenger RNA, 5563 nt
Organism: Frankliniella occidentalis (western flower thrips)
Lineage: Eukaryota; Metazoa; Arthropoda; Insecta; Thysanoptera; Thripidae
Product: acetylcholinesterase-like
Biological process (GO): acetylcholine catabolic process; choline metabolic process
Cellular component (GO): plasma membrane
Molecular function (GO): acetylcholinesterase activity
Source: RefSeq, a predicted model, not a curated record